Molecule: messenger RNA, 4055 nt
Organism: Spirodela intermedia
Lineage: Eukaryota; Viridiplantae; Streptophyta; Magnoliopsida; Alismatales; Araceae
Source: the annotation of a GenBank genome assembly
AUGGACGGGGAGACGACCGUCUAUCAUAGAAAGAUUACAGAGAAGAUAGAGUCUUCCAUGAGAAGUUUAAAAAUUUUCGGAGUAGAACUGUCACCAGACAAUAUUGCAGUUGCAAUUGUUUAUUUUGUGCAAGGAGUGCUAGGUCUUUCCAGGCUUGCUGUGAGCUUCUAUUUGAAGGAUGAUCUCCAUCUUGAUCCAGCUGAGGUAUGCUUAUACUUUUAAGUUGAGGAAACUUACUUCACUGAGAUGAGACAAUGCGCUUUUCUUACUUUCCAAUGUUCACUGUCAUUUUAUUCAACUUGCAUUAUUUUAUUUAUUCAUGUGCCCUUUUCCUUAAUUCUGUCAAUCAUUUUUCUAAAAGUGUACUUUUAUUUUUUGGCUGGACUUGUGGAGCACUUUUGUAUUUAAAAAUGUUAAAUUUCAUCUCGAACAUUGAAAUGUGUUUAAUACAUAUUUUACAUAAAAUGACUCAUUUGAUCUCUUGUCAAUUAGACAGCAGUUGUAACUGGCAUAUCUGCCUUACCGUGGCUAGUGAAACCUCUCUAUGGGUUUAUCAGGUGUGUAUUGGCUACUUAUUUUCAAUAUUUGAAUAUGUGCUUCAUUUAGUUUUAAAAAUUUUAAUCUCUUAGCAUGGUUAAUCAUUGCAGUGACUCCAUCCCGUUAUUUGGCUACCGUAGAAGGUCUUAUCUUAUUCUGUCUGGGCUCCUCGGUGCAUUUUCAUGGAGUUUGAUGGCUACCCUUGUUGACAGCAAGUACAGUGCUGCAUGCUGCAUUCUAUUGGGAUCACUUUCAGUCGCUUUCUCAGAUGUUGUAAGUUUCACGUCCGUAUGAAUGGGAAAGAAACUAUUUCCCAAAUAGAUAUCUUGCCUUUUGCCAAGUCCUUCUAACUAUAAAAUUCUGUAAGUAUAGAAUGGAUACUUCAAUUGCUAUCUGACAUCUUUUACAGCCAAAUACCACGUGCCAACUAUCUCCUCAUAUGAAGUUCAAAGAUUGAUAGAACCCACCUUGAUUUUCUUCUUGUUAAGCUGUAUUCAGCGCAUUGUUGGCGUAUGUCAGUUGCAUUUAAAAUCCAAGAAACAUUCCUUGUAAAAGUUGACCUGCCAUGUCGCAUGGAUAUUGGCUUAUCUACCUUCGAAUUCACUCAUGCAUAUGUGUCUAUUAUGUAUGUAUGUAGGUAUAGUUGUAAAAAUUUAAGUCACUGCUUAAAUUUUUUUCUGAUCAUAAGUAAUGCCUGGAUAUUUAACUCAUAUUUUACUGAUUUAAAAUAACACGACAGACCAUAACGUCAAAAUAGAAGACUCCUCCAAGAGUGUCACGGGCCUCUUCUAUUUUUUUUCUGCUGUGUAUUAGUUACGUGGAAGGCAAAUGUGUACUAUGUAUACCAACUCCGAAUUUUAACUAUAUAUCGUACUAGAGUCAAUAUUUGCUUUUGUCUGUAAAGGGCAUGGAGUUCAUGGUGUUGCACGGAAAAUCUUUGUUUAAAGAAAAAAAUACUUCUGCAGGUUGUAGACUCAAUGGUCGUUGAGAGAGCCCGUGGUGAAUCACAAAGCACAUCUGGAUCUCUUCAGUCAUUGUGUUGGGGUUCUUCAGCUUUUGGAGGGAUUGUAAGUGCGUAUUUCAGUGGUUCAUUUGUGGACGCUUAUGGUGUAAGGCAAGUUUUUACUACCGAGUUGACAUCAGAUCUUAAAUGAUUUGUUCCAAUUUUAACGUUGUUCCCAUAUUUUCUAUUGCAGAUUUGUUUUCGCAAUCACAGCUUUCCUUCCAUUGAUGACUUCUGCUGUUGCUGUUCUUGUGAAAGAGUCGCGCAUACCCACUUCUGAAGCACUUAACAUACCUAUAGGCUUUUUUGAGAGUUCUCAGAAUAACAUCUCCCAGUUAUGGAAUGCUGUUAAGCAGCCCAGUAUCUUUCUGCCGACAUUAUUUAUAUUCUUGUGGCAGGCAACCCCUCAGUCAGACUCUGCUAUGUUUUUCUUUACGUUAGUAUUCCCAAAACUGCUUCUGUUACUUUUUUUGCUUUAUCUGUCUUCCCAAUAGUUAUAAUAUAUCCAGGCGCUUAAGGGUUGUGCCUCGUGUGCUAUUUUGAGACUCUUUUGAUUGAUAUUGAGGCAUCUAAACCUGUUGUUUCCUCUCCACUUACCAUAACUAGUUAAUUAAUUCAGGUUUGAUUUAGAUGAUUGAAUAUCAUUUCCGAACUGAAGUUAAUGAGAAAUAGAUUGCAAUUUUAAUCGGAUAACUAUCCUCAAGUAGCAAAAAACUUGAUGUUGAUAUCAUUUGCCUAGUAAAUGUGACAAUUAUUCGCUGCAUUUCUAUAGGAAAGUCGCUCAGUUUUCCAGUUUCUUUCUUGCCAUUAUGCAGCUGUCCUACCUAAACGUUUCGGAGCAUUUUGUGUUUAAAAUUGUUCUCACAGACCGAUAUGGUUGGUUACAUGUUUAAAAUUAUUCCCUCAUUGCCACCAACUUAUCUUGAACAGCUUAUUGAAUUUUGUAAUGGUAUAUGUGAUGCUAUAUCUGUUCAUAUUGCGCUAAUGUCUUUCAAUAUUUUAUUGUCUCAUGUACUAAUGAGCUUGAUAUCUGGCGUAGCCAUUAUCCACUAUACGAUCGUAAAUAUGUUGAUUGUGCUUCUCUCAGGAUUUGCUCAUCUUGAGAUAGACCAUGUUGUAGAGAUAAUGACUUUCUGUUUCUUCUUAAUCAGAGAGUGUAACCAUAUUGUUAUUUGCUACAUUGCAGGACAAAUAAGCUUCGUUUUACUCCAGAAUUCCUAGGGCGUGUCAAACUUGUUACCUCAGUAGCAUCCUUGGCUGGUGUGGCACUUUACAACGGAUUUUUAAAAAGUGUUCCACUACGGAAGAUUUUUCUCAUAACGACCAUCAUGGGUUCUGCUCUUGGAAUGACUCAGGUGCUUCUUGGCUGCCUCCCCCCCCAUCCCCCCCACCCUUAUAAUGUAUUUAUAGGCACUAACUGAUAGAUCCCUCUCACCAACUUUAGUUUUGGUUGAAAUGAAUUUUUACGUUGCAGGUUGUCCUUGUCACUGGCCUGAAUCGACAGUUGGGCGUCAGUGAUGAGUGGUUUUCUAUUGGGGACUCUUUGAUCCUAACAGUCCUUGGUCAGGUGAUGACCUCAUCCUUUAUCCUCCAAUGCAUCACGUUUUCGUUCCAAAAUUGAAUUCAAAGAAUUCAAAACAUAAACUUUUUCGACUGUUUUCUUUUUCUGACUUUCUUCUCUGAAAGGUGGGCUCUGGUGAGCUUUCUUUCAUGUUUCACUUCAUCUACUUUAGAUGGUCUACCUUUAAUCCGCUUCCCAUUUUUAAAUAGGCGAAAACAUAUAAUGGUGGAAAACCUAGAUUCUGUAAAUUUCUCUCAGCACUUUGAAAUCAAAACUUAUGUGAAAUAAGUACCAUUUGUCUAAAAUAGUGCCUCUGAAGGUCUUUGCUGAACCUUUCCAUUUCCCCUUCUCUUGUGAUUAUCUACAUACUCAAAAAUUUACGCUUGGGAUCAUAACUGUGGUGAGUUUAAUCGAAGGAAAUCACUGAGCUCAAAUUGGAUCAUGCUUUGGGAUCCAUCCACUGAUUUCAGAAAUUUUCUGUCUCCCUCUAUCAAGGAAGACUCACACUUGCACUCACAAUCGUCAUAAAAUGAUGCUUUCUUCUGCAGUUGGAGAUAUUCCAAGAAGAUACAUACGCUGCUCUGCUAACCUCUUCCAUUCUCUCAUGGCCAUCGAUUGGCGUUCAUACUCAAAACGCUCUCUCUAACAACACUCUCAUUGCAGGCCUCUUUCAUGCCCGUGCUGGUUCUUGCCGCGAGGCUGUGCCCACCUGGCAUGGAGGCCACAUUGUUCGCUACCCUCAUGUCCGUCUCGAACGGCGGGAGCGUGCUAGGAGGGCUGGUGGGCGCCGCCCUGACUGCUCUGAUGGGCGUCACAAAGGACAAUUUUGACAACCUAGCGGUCCUCAUAGUCGUCUGCAACCUCAGUUCCCUGCUUCCCCUCCCGCUCCUACGCCUACUCCCUAAAGAGAGUCCAGAGAAUCCAACAGGUCAGGAUACGGAGAAGUUCAAAUGA